UUUCCCUGCCAGAGGCUAUUAAAUAACCAAGACGGAGUAUGUGAUAUGGGCUCAGCUAGUUUAGGAGGCAGCUCUUUGCUCCCCUUUAUUAAUAUAGGCAAGAAAACCAAGGUGUGGUGUUAGAGACUUGCCCAUACUCAUGCAAUGGGAACAGAUUUUAUGACAUCUUUUUCAAGCCAGGGGCUCCUCCCUAAGGUGACCAAGCCUGCCCGCUCACUCACCAGACCUGCCCAGACCUGAGGUUGUUGCCCAGGGAGCUUUAGCUCCUCUCCAAACAUAAACUUGAACCGGUAAACCUGGCCUUUCCUCUCUGCCUUUGGCUAUUUCAUCCUCCUUUCCCUUUCCCCUGCCCCUCUGUUCUGUCUUCUGCAGGUCUUGGCUGCUAUCAGGAAAGGAGUCCCAUCCCAUGGACUCCCACUCCGGGGAGCUAGGGCUCCUGCCCUGUGGGUCCUGUGACAUGGUUUUCCGUUCCUGGGCCCUGCUGGCCACCCACACUCAGCGCUUCUGCAUUGGCCGUCAGCCCCGGGAGCUGACAGUUGGAGAACAGCCCCCAAUAGCCACUGAACCACGGGUACCCAGGGUUGUGCCAGAAGAACACCAGGGCCUCCCAGACCAGGAGGCCAGCAAAUCGGCUCUGAAGAGGCUAACAGAUGAGGUGCAGCGGCUGCGGCUGUAUCUGCAGGAAAUGCGACCCAGCAUAACAGAGGUCCCCAGAGGGUCACAGGGGCCCUGGAGGCGGUCAGAGGCACCGACUCAGAGUCCCAACUACGAGACUGCUGGGAGCCCCGGCGAGCGGCUGCGGGCGCUGCACCGGACUCACGCAAGGCUCUUGGCAGAGACCAAGGCACAGAGCUGUGCCCUGGAGCGACGCGGCGAGGAACUGAGCCGGCACCUCCAAGGUUUGGCUUGGACCCGGGACGGGAAAUCACGCAUAUUCAGCCUGGAGCGGGAGCUUCGAGAACUCCGGGCAGAGGCCGGGCGAACGCGGGGUGCUCUAGAGGAGUUAGGGGCGCACGUUCAGCAGCUACAGGCCAACCCCGGGACUCGGCUGAACGCCUUACGAGAGGCAGAACUCUGUGGUCCGGUGCUACAGGCAAACCCAGGGACUCUGGCUGCGGAGAUCGGGGCCCUGCGUGAGGCCUACAUUCGAGGCGGGGGCCGGGACACCGGCGUUCUGGGCUGGAUAUGGCAGUUACAAGUGGAGGCGUCAGCUCUGGAGCUUCGGCGGUCGCGGACCCGCAGGGGAAGACAGGCAGGUGCCGCAUUCAAGGAGCUUCUAGCAGUGGAGGCUGAAAAUCGGCGCCUGGAGGCAGAAAUCCUGGCUUUACAGAUGCAGAGGGGUGCAGGCCGGGUGCCCUGGGGGCACAGGGAGCCGAGACUUGUGGCCAAUCCCAGCCCACGCCUGAGAAGAAGGGAAGAUCCCCCAAGCCUCCCGCCUCCAGUGGCUCCCCCGCUGCCGCUGCUUCCACACUCCACAGGCGUCCUAUUCUUGGGUGGCGCCGAAAAGGCUUGGCAGCUUCCUGGAACCAUGACCAGGAACCUGGGCCUGGAUCCACACUUCCUCCUGCCCACAACUGACGUUCUGGGCCCUGCACCCUACGACCCUGGGGCUGGCCUUGUCAUUUUCUAUGACUUCCUGCGGGGCCUUGAGGCUUCUUGGAUUUGGGUGCAACUAUUGACUGGCUUGGCCCGAGAUGGACAGGAUACAGGAGGGACCACAGCGUUGCCCCCAGCCCUUUGCUUGCCCCCACCUCCAGCUCCUGGGCCGAUGGGCAACUGUGCCAUCCUUGCCAGCAGGCAGCCUAUACCCAGACUACCACCUUCACCAUCAGUAUCCUUGGUCUGUGAGCUGCAAGCCUGGCAGGGGCUGGCAUGGGCUAAAGCACCACUGCCAAAAGCCUGGGCCUCGCUGGUGCUAUUUGACCGGGAUCAGAGGGUGCUAAGUGGUCGCUGGCGUCUCCCACUUCGGACCCUUCCUCUGGACCCCAGCCUUAGCUUUGGGCAGCUGAAUGGGAUUCCCCAGGUAGGUCAGGCCGAGCUCUUUCUGCGGCUGGUGAAUGCAAGAGAUGCAGAUGUACAGACACUGGCAGACAUCAAUCCAGCAAGUGCCCACGAGUACCAGUACCCACCUCUGGUGCCCAACUCAUCUUCACUGGAGGCCAGCUCCCUGGCCCCAACAGCUGGCUUUGUUGACCCCCCUCCUCCUGAAGACCCCCACCAGCGGCAGAGUCAAGCACAGAGAGGAGGGUUUGCGCCCUCAGCACAGCUUUGACCCACCCCCACUGGCUUUCUGAGUCCAGAAGAAUGGGCGUAUGAGUAGCUUCACAGGCACAGGACUGGGGCCUAGACUGAGGCCUGUUCUCCCAUCUGCAGCUUUACUACUCCAUGUUCUGACAGAGGGUCUGGAAGCAAAUACAGAUGUGAACACACAACAUGAGCUCCCAUCACAGCUCUACCACCUUCCACAAGUACUUGGCCUUUCUUAUCCUUUUGUAAAAAAGAUUGAUGUGAGGAUUAAACAGAUAUGUCAGGUAUUUACAGUAUUGCCCGGCAUAUAAGAAAAUUCUCUGAAAGGUGACUUGGAGACAGUCUUUCAUUCAGCUAAAGGAACUUGAUGAACUCAUUCCUGUUUUUUUUUGCUAAAGCCAGUCUUACCGCCCACUUCUUCAUCCAAAUCCAAGCUUCUUCAGGACAUCACCCAGGAAGCCUUCCAGGUUCUCAAGGUCACCAUGAAACAGGGAGCUCCUGUAGCCAUAUAUACUUACAGAAAGACAACCCAGUCAUGUUCCUCCCAAGUUGGCGGCAGGGGGGAUGGUCACAAGUGAAACCUGAAUUGUUAUAUUGGGCGUGGCCCCAGACCCCAGUGUCAGCCAAAGGUCAAAGGCCUGGUAGUCAAGAACUCCCUCCGGGCUUCCCUGGUGGCGCAGUGGUAAAGAGUCCAGGUUCGUGCCCCAGUCCGGGAAGAUCCCACAUGCCGCGGAGCGGCUAGGCCCGUGAGCCAUGGCCGCGAGCCUGCGCGUCCAGAGCCUGUGCUCCGCAACGGGAGAGAUCACAAAAGUGAGAGCCCUGCGUACUGCGCAAAAAAAAAAAAAAAAAAGCUCCCUCUGCCUCCAACAUUAGAUAUUCAAACUGCAGGUUCUAACCUGCUGUCUCUACAGUGCAGCAAAGUAGCCCUAUGAAUGCUGGAAAUACUAAACCCCUUAGGUAGUAGAGGGCAGGCACUGUUUGGAAUUCAGAUCCAAAUACUGCCUGGUGAAUACCAAUUUCUUAAAGGUCAGGUCAGAGGCAGCCGAGUCAUGGGUCUCACACUAGCCCUGCACCCUGGACAUCAGCGAGGGCCCAAUGGGAUGGCUUUAGUAACAGUGCCCUAACCACCAGCACCCUUACACUGGGCAGCCAGAACUGCUGACCCAUUAUCCACCUUUCAACCCCACAUCCCACUGAAAUGCUCAGGCAGCCCAUGAUCCCACUCUAAGAUCUUUAAACACAAGUCCAGAGACCAAGAGCUUUUUAGCAUCUUUAUUUAAGAAGUCAAAACUGUGGACAGGUAACAAUUCCAACUGUUGAUAUUUUCUGUUAUAACAAAUAUAACUCAACCAGCCAGUUCUCCCCCCAGAUUCCUUCUUCCAACCACAUCCAGAGUGUCCAUCAGUCAGUCCCUUAGUCACUUUCAAACCAGAAAGCUCAAUUUUCUACAAUUAGCACACCAGUUUCCUCAAGGACCACUCCCCCCUCCCCAGCCCCAAGUUUUCUUCAGUUCUUUUUUCCAGGACAGGAUUAUGGCCCCAGUUGGAGACGAGGUGGAUAAGACAGGUGCCACCUAAGGCCUGGCUUAGAAGCUCUUAUCAGUUCACAGUCAAAGUCCAUCAAACAGUAUCAGCACCGAACAGCAAGAUCUUCACCAAGUCUUGUUUUUUAUAGCUCCUGUCCAGGGAGAGCACCAUUCAAAGUUCACAAGACAGCUGGGUUCAGAGUAUUUAAGAUGGAAAAAAUAUAGCACCAUUGGAAGAUAAGGGCCUACAGCCACACUUGAUUUCAUCACCUCCACAUCAGACAGGAAUCUGGAUUAGAACUUCCAACACAGAGAUCAGUAGAGGAGGGAAAAAAACCCCACAAAAACCUUUGGCCACCAUAUAAAACCCGGAGUGCUCCAAGGCACACAUUUAGCCAAUAUUUAAGGAAAAAAAAAAAAAUCAUCAAAGCCUCAACCUUUGCUUACAAUCUUUAUUGAAGUUAUACAAAAAGAAUCCCCCAAAAGUGAAAAAAUACAUUAUAUACAAAAACACUUUCCAUUGGGAGGAAGGCUCUGCUCCCUCUCUUAACAUGCAGUGCUUUCAACUGUAGCUCCAGCCUCCACUGUCCCCUCCACUGCUGCCCGGCAUUCAGCCUGAUUCUCAGCCUGGAAGAUAAACAGGGAGCCUGGGCAUAAGUGACCCUACUUUAAGCCAUUCUUUCUUACACAACUGAGCAGGCCUCAGUCAGAGGAAAUAAACACAGGUCCCUUAUCUGCUUUGCUCUCUACACUAAAAGAGCAAUGACCACAAGUUAUAAGGCCAUUUCCUAAAUUCUCUGUAAUAGGGCUGACAGAGCCAGUGUUCAUAUUAGAAAGAGGAGCAAAAAAAGACUGAAUGGUCUUGCCAAUUAAGUGUCUUCUCAUACAUUCAUUAGAGUGGGACCAGUGAUAUGUAUAUAGGUUCCAUUUGUCAAUGAGACGUCCUAUAUUUUGUAACCAAACUGUUUCCUGUAUGACCUCAUUGUUUUUGAGGGUUGCACUCAAGUAAUCCAAACAGGCUCAAGUUGGGGAACAUGCACUUAGAAGGACUGGUUUCUCCAGGCCCUGAGAACAAGGGGAAAUGAGGCAAGUGUCCAAACCCUGCUUAACUGCCCACCUCCUCCUCCAUGUUUUCCGAAACUUCAGUUCCACUGGAGACAGCAUCCCCACUGCCUCCAUUCACCUCCGGCUCUUGUUUGGCUUUCUUUGCAUCAUCUUUCCGGGGGCUCUCUUCCUCCGGUUUUCUCUAAAGAUAUA
This is a messenger RNA of Lagenorhynchus albirostris (white-beaked dolphin), 5029 nucleotides long. It is a transcript of the gene CCDC17, whose product is annotated as coiled-coil domain containing 17. The transcript has 13 exons. Bases 407 to 2272 code for a protein of 621 amino acids. The record is from RefSeq and is a predicted model, not a curated record. Lineage: Eukaryota; Metazoa; Chordata; Mammalia; Artiodactyla; Delphinidae.